UGUUGCAGGCUGUGUGCAGUGGGGGAGGUGCCAGAGCUGAUCAAGCAGUGUAAUUUUAUACAUUACUGAAUCAGUGCAGGAGAAACCUGGAGGGACAAAGCAUCAUCUUGUCUUUGGACUGCACUGUAAAAUCCUCCAGCUCUCUUAUCCCAGACAUGCUCUGAUACAUUUUUGCUCCCCUUUUUCUGAUUUUGGUGUGAAUGAUAAAGUGAUCCGAUGAUGGCUCUCGUUAUGGAACCUAUUAGCAAGUGGACGCCCAAGCAAGUAGUGGAUUGGAUGAAAGGCCUGGAUGAUUGCCUCCAACAAUACAUAAAAAAUUUUGAAAGGGAAAAGAUCAAUGGUGAACAGCUGCUACACAUCACUCACCAAGAGCUUGAGGAACUGGGAGUCACUCGCAUUGGCCACCAAGAACUGAUACUGGAAGCUGUUGAUCUGCUGUGUGCAUUGAAUUAUGGUUUGGAGACCGAAAACCUGAGAACUCUCUCUCACAAGCUGAAUGCCUCAGCCAAAAAUCUUCAGAACUUUAUAACGGGUCGAAGGAGGAGUGGCCAUUAUGAUGGCAGGGCCUCCAGACGACUGCCAAAUGAUUUUCUUACCUCUGUAGUUGACCUGAUUGGUGCUGCCAAGAACUUACUAGCCUGGCUGGACAGGUCUCCAUUUGUCAGCGUGACAGAAUACUCACUGCUGAAAAACAACAUUGUUCAACUGUGCCUGGAAUUAACAACCAUUGUGCAACAGGAUUGUACAGUGUAUGAAACAGAAAAUAAAAUUCUUCAUGUGUGUAAAACCUUGUCUGGAAUUUGUGACCACAUCAUUUCACUCUCAUCUGAUUCUCUGGUGUCACAGUCAGCACAUCUUGAGGUAGUUCAUCUCACCAGCAUUAUGCCCAGUGAGGGUUUGGGGAUGUAUAUCAAAUCAACAUAUGAUGGGCUGCAUGUAAUCACGGGAACAACUGAAAAUUCUCCUGCUGACCAGUGUAAGAAAAUCCAUGCUGGCGAUGAGGUGAUCCAGGUCAACCAUCAAACUGUGGUUGGCUGGCAGCUGAAGAACCUAGUAAAUGCAUUGCGGGAAGACCCAAAUGGAGUGAUUUUAACCUUGAAAAAACGUCCUCAGAAUACUCUGGUUUCUGCUCCUGCCCUUCUGAAAAAUGUGAGGUGGAAGCCUCUUGCGCUUCAGCCUGUAAUUCCAACCAGUCCAACAAGCAGUUCUACAACACCAACAAGUACAAUGGGCAUGUCCUCCAAAAUGGAGAACUCAGCACUCCAAGAUGUUUACAUUCUUUCUCCUUUGUCAGGACUUUAUGGCCCCAGGGAUGAAAUUGGAAUAAUGUCUUGUGAUGACAUCAGCAAAUUUGGAAAAUCUGGAAUGAAAGGCUCUGAGUCUCCAAGUUACUUUCUGGAACAUGAAAGUGGUAAAUACUACACCUUAAUCGAAGGUGAAGGCCAUCCUUUGGGCUCUGAGUAUGAGAGAAGCAGAGCUACAGGAGUGCGGAGAAGAGAAAAAACACCCAGUCAUGGUGAUUUAAGACCUGUUUCUAUGCCUACUGACUACAGUUGGAUAGGGGAGUCAAAAGAACAAAACAUAUACAAGAGGGGAAGCCGAGACUCUGAGAAUUCCCUCCUGCGGUAUCUGAGUGAUGACAAGAUAUUGGUUAUCCAAGAAGAACCUCUGACACAGAAAGACAGCAAAAGGGACACAGGUCAUAGGUCAAGGAAAAAGGGCAAAAAUGCAAGCAGUCCAAACUACCCCAUUAGUUCAUCGAUGUUGACAUCAACUGUUAACGUUAGGCUUGAACCUGGACAGCAAGAUAUCUUGAAUUUCUCACUCCCAGAAAACAAUACAGUUCCACUUUAUCAUAGAGCAGGGGACACAGUCAGUGGAGAUACUGAAAGAUAUGCUAGUUCAGCCAUUGACCGUCAAGGAAGCACAUCCAUGAGGAAGUCAUUCCAUUACGCUUCCCUCAGGGUAAAAUCCAGAAAAUGGUCAAAAGGGAGCUCUCUAACGAGUGGGAGCAGAAGACGGAUUUCCUGCAAAGACUUGGGGCAUGGAGAUUGUGAAGGCUGGCUGUGGAAGAAAAAAGAUGCCAAAGGUUAUUUCACACAGAAAUGGAAGAAGUACUGGUUUAUUCUGAAGGACUCUUCCUUGUACUGGUACACAAACCAGAAUGAUGAAAAAGCAGAAGGAUUCAUUAGCUUACCUGAGUUCAGGAUCGAUAGAGCAAUUGAAUGCAGAAAAAAACAUGCCUUCAAAGCAUGUCACCCCAAAAUAAAGAGUUUCUACUUUGCAACAGACUGUCUAGAAGAAAUGAAUAGGUGGAUGAACCGUCUGGGUCUUGCAGCAAUUGGUUACACACCUGAUGACAAGGACAUUCAUCCAGAUGAAGCAGAUUACUGGAGUGAAAGCGACCAGGAUGAUGUUGAUGGCUCUUUAACGCUGAAGCAGGAAGGUUCUUCAACACUGUGUGACUCCUAUCACCGAGCACCCUCAGUGACUUCUACAAGUCCGUUCCCUGAAACCAAACACGGACGACACUUUUCAAGUGAAUCAACAUAUUCUCAUUCUUCUGCCGAAGAUUCUCGACAAGAUGUAGCAGGAAGCAUACACUCGUCAGGAUGCAGACCUCCCUACCGAGAAAGACGCUCAUGGCAGGAUCUGAUAGAGACUCCAUUAACCAGUUCAGGGCUCCAUUUUCUCCAAACUGUUCCUCCUGAUCCCGAAUACAUGAGUGGUCGGCCUGGAAUGUCACCAGACAGACGAAAACAAGCAACGUUACCAGUACAAAGACGUCAUAAUUAUGAAGAGGAUGGGCCUUUUCCCUUGGUGGAAUGUCAGAGAGGACAUAGCUCUCACAGCAGGCCACAGAAGCAACGUAGUCAAAGCCUUCCACGAAACAGAGACGUCAAGGGGAAGGGGCGGCUGAAGUCCAUAGAAGGAACAGAUGACAAGCUGGAAGAGAAAAUUCCUAUUAGAAGGCAUAAUAGUUUUUGCAUAGAAGAAAACUUAAAAGAAAUUGGAGAAAAUUCAGAUGGUCUGCAAGAGCUGUACAAGUCUCUGGAACAAGCUAGUUUGUCAGCUUUUGGAGAGCAGCGCCCCUCCACCAAGCAGGAGUUCCGCAAGUCUUUUGUAAAGCGAUGUAAUGAUCCAGUUAUCAACGAAAAGCUUCACCACAUCAGAGUACUCAAGAGCACUUUAAAAGCAAAGGAAGGGGACCUCACAGUUAUCAACAGCCUACUGGAUGAUCCCAACUUAACAUCAAAGAAGUUUAAAGAUUGGAAACUAAAGAACUACGAGUUUUUCCUGGACAUUUGUGAGUACAGUGCUGCUUUGAAAUCACAAAAUGGAGCCUCUGAACUUGCAACCUCAGCACCAAUGCUGACACAUACACAUUCAUUCAUUGAAACUCACGUGUGACAGGACUUGUAUCGUGAAUAACUGCUGGGUGCCAUGAAAAAUCCAGUAAGACAAACACUGUAGUAUUUAUAAAUAAUGUACUCAGCAGUACUGUAAAUAAGUUGGAUAAGAGAAUAGUGCCACAGGAUGCCUACUACAUUGCAUGAUAAGACAAUAAUAUUCUUUACAAAUUUUUUGUUUGCUAUUAUCAACUGAUGUCCGUAUCAAGCUCUGCAUUAGAAAGAAGCAGUGCAGAAGUGUAACAGAAAACAAACACCAGUGUAUUUAAAGUACUGUACUGAAACUAAGCUUCUAGUAUGAGCUCCUACAAUCAUUUUAUAUAUUUAGAUAUACAUGAACACAUAUCUAUGUAUAUAAAAUGUAACGCAGUAGUUAUUUACUUUCUAAAUGCCCUAAAGUUAACAUUUUCACACAUUUUUCUUGAGAAAAAUACAAAAUAAAAACACAAAUACAUUGGAUGCUCUUAGAGAUGAACGAUUAUUUUUCUACAUUUCCAGGUAGUGACCAUCUUUGCAAAUAAAAGGACAGAGUUAUCAAAAAGUAAACUCAAUCCCUAUAGUGUGCCUUAAAAUGUACACUGUACAUCUAGCAAAUAGAUCCCAAUCUGGCCCUAUGGGCAUACUGUACACGCCAUUAGAUACUGUGUUUGUAAAGUACUGUGUCUGCCUUUAAAAUGAAUGAAUAUAAGCGAGCAGGUGUGGCACAGAAGUUAAGAUAUGAGUAGAACAAUGUCGGUUGUUCACUAAUGCUGCAACUUACGCUGAUUUUAACAUAAUUUGAAAUAUUUCAUAGUGGAAGAAAAAUGUCUGCACUGAAUAUGGCACAUACUGCAGGUUUUCAUAGUUUCUUCACUGUGAAUUUAAGUGACGCAUGUGAGUCACAAAAUUCAAAAGAGCUCUGAUGCUUCAAGGGUGAGAAUUAAGUAAAAAAAAUAAUCCUGAACUAAUCAAUUAAGUUCUGUUGUAGACCGGCAUAUAGAGCUAAGUAAAUUAUUCAAAAUUAUAUCAUGUCCGGCAAUAAUUUUUAACUGUUAGUAGUACAUCAGCAAGUGAGUGAAGUUACUCAGUACAUCACUAGAAAACCAAUCUGUAUUGAUUGGAUUUGAGAAGACACGCACAUCACGUCAUGUAUUUCACUUCCUUGCCUGGAUGAGAAUGAUUUCUAAGAAUCAGAUUUUGGAGAAAAUACUUGGAUUCUUGAAACAAAAAAAGAUUGCUCUGAAUGCUACUGAACUUAAAUUUCCAACACACAUUCACAGUUUUCUUUGACUAUGCUUGCUAGAAUAUUUCUAGAAAGCACAACAAAGGAGUUGUGAAUUCAGUUCAUAUCAUUUGACUUAAACACAGGCAUUCACUGCUAAUUUUUCACAACAUAAACCUAAUUGUCUCUCAUAUGUCAAGAAUUGAAUAAUUCAUACAAUUCAAUAUAAUACGGGCAAAAAUAUUAUCUCAAAGAAGUCCUAGUAUCCAGGAAGAGAUUUAAGUAUUCACAAAGCCAAAACCAGACCCAGCUUGUGGAAAAUUAUUUUUUUUGUGUUGAUUAAAAAUAGAGAAGGCUAAUGUGAAACAAAGACAAAGCUAAAAUCACCACACUGACUUCCUUCUACUUAGGCUCAACUUCACAUCCGUUCCUUCCUGACUCUUGCAUCUCUUCCCAUGCUGUGCAGCACGGGGAUGUGGUCAGUCCAUAACACUUCACCUAUGUCAUUCCUUCCUCCUCACACUAUAUUCCCCUGCUCCAGCAUGGUGUAACUCCCACAGGAUACAGUCCUUAAUGACCUUCCAGUGUGGGUCCUUCCCACAGGCUGCAGUUCUUCCAGAACUCCUCCAGCAUGGGUCCUUUCUCUGGGGUGCAGUCCUUCAGGAGCACACUGCUCCAGCACAGGUCCCUCACAGGCCCCAGUUGCUGCCAGAGCUCCUGCUCCUGCGUGGGCUCCCCUCAGGCUGCAGCCUCCUUCAAGGCAUAUCCACCUGCUGCUCUAGUGCGGCCCUCUGCGGGCUGCAGAGGGACAGCCUGCUUCACCGUGGUCCUCUCCAUGGGCUGCAGGGGAAUCUCUGCUCUGGCACCUUGGGAACAUCCCCAUCCUCCUCCUCCUCUUGUAUAGGUGUCUGCAGAGCUGUUUCUCUUAUAUUUUUCUCACCUCUCUCUCACGGCUGCUGCACAGCAAUUUCAUCCUUUAUUAAAUACUAAUGACAGAGGCAGCACCAGCUUUGCUGAUGGGUUCAUCUUUGGUCAAGGGAGGGUCUGUUUCUGAGCAGACUGGAAAGGGCUCUCUGUCUGACAUGAGGGCAGCCCCUGCUCUGUUCUCAUACAGGUCACCUGUGCAGCCUGUCUGCUGCCAAACUUUGUCAUGUAGACCCUAUACAGCAACUGGAGAAACACAACUCAGAUUUGGUUUUUAUUCUCAUUUCCACUGGCAUUAAUUGGAACCACGGUGGAUGCAGUAGCCUAUAACAGUAAAAGGUAUUAGAGUAAGGACAUAUUAUUACUUGACAGCUGUUUUGAGUUCUUUACAUCACAUAAGCAGUUGAGUCACAGCAUGAUUGUAACAAAUACAUCACAACAUUUGGAUAGAACAAGCAACAUGAAGGCAUAUUUUACCUGCUUUAGCAAAUCAACUAUGUACUUCAGAAUCACUGAAGACAAUGGCUCCUUAAAUGCAAGCCUCAGAGUGGACUAGGAUCACAUUGUACCUGUUUUGCUUGAAUAUUAAGCAUACACUUAAUCUUCUAAGCACCUGAGAUAAUAAAAUGUAUACAGGAAAUAGAGGACAAUUUGUCACCACAGGUUUCACCAAAACUGGAGCUGAGUAUUCAUGCAAAAUGUAAAAUUCAAUUUAAAUGUAUUUACUAUGUGAACAUUGUAGUUAUUGGACAACUGAAUAGCAGAAGCAUUAAUAGAGGGAAUUUGUCCAUUUUUUUUCCCUAGAAGAUCUCUAAAAGAUGUAUUUCACUAUUUGUAACGCUAUCCUUAAUACAAUGUGGGAGAAAUAUUAUGCAGUGAAACAAGCAGAAGAGUAAUUUAUAGAAUCCAUUUAUAAACCAGUUCAUACUGUAUGUGCAAGCAGUGAUAGAUAGACACAGAAUUAAAUGGAUUACAUUUUCUAUACUCAUAAAGAAAUUUAAACUCGCCUUUCAUUUCAAACCCAAAAGAUGAUCUGUGCUUUCAUAUUAAACAGAUUUAUAUGAUUGUUAAAUAGUUUUCAAAAAGAAUUUCAAAUGCUACUGUAUAGUAACUCAAGAGAAAGGACAAUUGCUCACUAAACAUGUUCAGUAAAGUCCUUAGUGAACAAUGAAACCAGCUAUUUCUUUUCUAAAAUGCUACUUAUAGAUAUGGCUGAAAAUGACAAACAUCAUUAGGAAGAUGUUUUUCAAAAAUAACACAAACAGUAAGGAAAACAGAUGGAAUCUCAAUAUUAAUUUCUCAGUGUUCACUAAAAUAAAUAAAUAAGCAUACUUCUGAAAUAGGAGUAAAUGACAAAAAAUUUGAGAGAUCAUACUGUUGGUCAGAUUAUUUUUUAAAUCUUUCAGUGUCAUGGGUUCAUCUGUGUUCAGAUUCUCAUAGUCAUGAAUUAGUAUUUUGGUCUUCUUUGUUGAAGUAACUGAAAUGCAAAGUUCAAUAUAGAUAUUGUAUUUAAAAUCUAUGCACCAAAUUCAAAUAAAUCAAAUUCUCCUGGUCCAAAAGGCACUCUAACACUGCAGAAUGCAGCUGAAAUUAUUAAGGUAGUUCAUCAGGUAUAUAAAACUGAUUUAAUGCUCCCCCUAAACUACUGAUCCCCCUCCUUUUUUAAUACACUAUUCUGUAUUCACUGAAUUCUUUGAUCAUUAAGAAAUACCUUAAUAGCUAUCUCUGUAUCACUUCCUCAGAAAGCUGAGGCUUUUUUCUUGUCUUCAUAGAUUUUAGGUGACAACUUCCCUGAACUUACUCUAAUUGUUAUGAACAAGAAGUAGUCAGAGGAGGAGGAGGAGGUUCUCAUCAGUCUGUAUGUACAAAUCCUUUAAUAAAAAUAAAGCUGAGAGAAUACGGGCUCCAUGCUUGAGGGCAGCACAGGUAGGAGUACAUUUCCCCUCACACAAAUCAGCCUGCAUUAGACCUGCGGUCUUUACCCUCCCCAAAGCAAGUUGCUUAACUUCAUUGGCAAAAACUACCCUACUGUUUCAUCAGCUUCUGAUGCAGCUCUGCUUUCUUAAACACAUAAUAAGCACUUUACAUUUUAGCACCAUAAGGAGAAACUAAUCAAUUGCUACUAAAAGAUAUUGGAGAAUGAGAUUUGAUACCUUUUCCAAGCAGGGAAUUCUGAAUAUGAUCAGUCAGUUAAUGUUCAGACACAGACUGCUAUCUUUUAAGCUAGAAAUGUACUGCACCACUUGCUUUUUCCAAGGAAAAAAAAUGAGUGUCACAGAAUUGCUGGAUGGAUAUGGCAACUUAGCUUUAUUUUUACUGUCAUCAGCAAUUACAGCUUUCCAGGCCAAAUUAAUUAUUCUUCAAUUCAAAGUUUGGUGAAGGCUAUAGCAAAGGUACCUUCCAAAGGGUUACUUCACAGAGGGAAUUGCUAAGCUUCACUAAAAUUUGUUGAAUUUUACUGUUGACCUUUACUGAGGCUUUACUUUGACUAUUAAUAGAACAGGAACCUCAGGCACUUUUUUUUAUAUAUUUUUUUGAGAGAGAGCUGAUAUACUACUGGGACCUAGUCUUAAUAAAAGUGUAGAUUUUUUCAGGAAGAUACUGUCCAUCAUUGUUUUCAAGAACCAUAUUCAUCUUACUGCAGGCCAGACAAAUAAAACAUGUUUGUUUUUAUCAUACUUACAAGUGUUUAAUGUGUCAAUUAGGGAUUUUACUGUAUGCAUUAAUGCCACUGUAUGAGCAGUAUUUGAAAGGAAGCAAUGCUGAAGAAAUAUGUCAACAAACUGCAGUUUGACCAGAAAGGUCAAACCUGCUGGCUUCUGUCCUCACAUUUCUAGAAUAUUACUCAUUCUCAGGCAUUGGUGAGGGUAUCAAUACAGAUCUUUUUACUAACUGUAAAUGCAUCUGUCUGAAUGCUGCAGAUUAAAUAAGGAUGCCACAUUAUACACAUUUACUCUAUUGCAUUUUUUCACUAGCAACCACAAAGCAAAUGUCUUAACAAAUCUUGUUCACUGGCUAAACUAACAGUAAGACCUUACCAGUUAAGUUACCAGUCAAGACCAGAGAAACAAGGAUUUCAACUUAAAAAUCUGAAAUGGGAACAGAUUAGGAUAUAGGAGAAAUGCACUAGUAUUAAUAAACUUUUUACAUUUGACACAUACUGUAUUACAAAGAAAAUAUCCUUGCAAGACCAUUAAUUGCUGGGCCAUAGGUGACUUCUGUCUAGUUUACUAAAGUAGCUAAUAAAACUUGUAUAGAGAGCCUUUUUUAGGUAAUGCUUACAUGUAUGAAAAUGUAUGACACCCUUGUACUAUGGCUUGCACUUUACUUGCAUUAAACUGUGAAGUAGGCUGUAGUAACGUCUUUGUAUAUUCAGGGGUUGAAAUACCAAAGCAGUAGAUGGUGUUCAACCUGUACUGUUAAUUAAAUCUGAACUUGCUGAUAAUGUGUAUUUUGAAAACCCUGCUAACUUAAAGUCUUUAGCAAAUAAUGAUAUGGGGUCUCCAUGGUCUUUGUUUCUUUGUAAAUAUAAACAUUCUUACUGUUUCUGUAGCAAUAGGAGGUUAUAAACCAAACUUUCACUAGGACUGUUUUCAAUAAUGAAAAAAAAAAUCUAUAGCGCCUUGUUUAAAAAUCAUGGAGACUCCAUGACCUGUGGGCAUUUUUUCUUUACAAGCAGUAUGUAUAUAUGUAUUAGAGGCAGAACUGUUAUUUAUCACAAAAUUAUGUUGUGGUUGAUUCUUUCUAAAGUAAAUAUAUGCUUUAUGUCAUUAUGAAAAAUAAGUAUUUUUAGUAAGAGCCAUCUUGAAAAGUUUGAAGUGUCAAAGCUUCAAAUACUAGUAAUCUUCCAUGUUUCAACCUUGUUUUUCUAAUCAACUGUGAGAUGAACUGAGAGGUCACGGUGAACCAUCUGUCUAUGCCAGGGAAAAUGUCUGAGUUAUAUCACAGUUUCCGACAUUCUGCAACUUUUCUCCAAUUACCAUCUUGCUUAAGCGCUUUUAUGAGCAGAUGCUCUGCCAGUACUGUGGUAAAGUCCCUCAGCUCACUGAUGCUACAGAGAUAGAAAAGUAACUGCUCUAACUGGACUAAUACAGGUAAACUAGGUUUCAACCCCUGGAUAAUACAGUAUUUCUUCAGUUUCACAACAGUAUUUUUAAUUUUAUACUCGUCUAUGUUGAGAGAUGAUCCAAUAGUUUAUAUAGGCAGUGAAUGUUAGGUUUCUUUUUUUCCUCUUUUCAGAUGAGUUCUGUGUGAAUUACUGUAACUGGCUGCAUUUUUUCUAUCACAGAAUUAACUUGUUAACUUUUUGUGUGUCUACAAUGAAAAUUUAUGAAUGGAAAACUUCACUGUGUGUUGCUCACUGGGCAUAUACCUCAUGGUACAUUGCACAGACGUGUAAGUUGUAAGUUGCACUGCAACAUUAAAAAAGGAACAUAUUGCUCUUUUUUCAAAGAUAUUAACUUAUUUAAGAGAUAUAGUCUGUACAUUAUUAAAAAGAACAUUUAUUCUUCCUAAAUUCAAACAAAGCUUUUGUUUUGGGGAAAAAAAGAAAAAAAAAAAAAGUUGUAAACUUCAGUUGUAAAUUUGGACUUCAAUAAACUGAAUUAUCUGCACUUAAA
Oxyura jamaicensis (ruddy duck) is the source of this 10154-nucleotide messenger RNA. RefSeq names its product connector enhancer of kinase suppressor of ras 2-like. The record is from RefSeq and is a predicted model, not a curated record. The coding region runs from base 217 to 3411 and encodes 1064 amino acids. NCBI's taxonomy places the organism in Eukaryota, Metazoa, Chordata, Aves, Anseriformes, Anatidae. Gene Ontology annotation, molecular function: protein binding. Gene Ontology annotation, cellular component: cytoplasm; membrane. Gene Ontology annotation, biological process: regulation of signal transduction. The transcript has 24 exons.